This is a messenger RNA of Struthio camelus australis, 3450 nucleotides long. The record is from RefSeq and is a predicted model, not a curated record. Lineage: Eukaryota; Metazoa; Chordata; Aves; Struthioniformes; Struthionidae.
AGAUAGCCGAGCAGCUGGGCGAGGGGGACGAAGUCAUCAAUAAAUUUGACUACGUCUUUGCAGAGAAUGGUACCGUGCAGUACAAGAACGGGCAACUGGUCUCCAAGCAGGCCAUUCAGGACCACCUGGGAGAAGAGCUGCUGCAGGAUCUAAUCAACUUCUGUCUCAACUACAUGGCGCUGCUGAAGCUGCCCAAGAAACGAGGGACCUUCAUCGAGUUUCGCAAUGGGAUGCUGAACAUCUCCCCCAUCGGACGGAGCUGCACACCAGAGGAGCGAAUUGAGUUCUCCGAGUUGGACAAGAAAGAGCGGAUCCGGGAGAAGUUUGUGGCAGCCUUGCAGAGGGAGUUUGCUGGCAAAGGCCUGCGUUUCUCUCGAGUGCGGAGCAGAGGACAGGGAAUGCGCUGCCUGGGGAUAACUCCGCCUGACCUAGAGCAAGGUGGCAUGAUCAGCUUUGACGUCUUCCCGGAGGGCUGGGACAAGCGCUACUGCCUCAACGUGCUUGACGACGAGCGAUUUGACACCAUCCACUUCUUUGGGAAUGAGACGACCCCCGGAGGGAACGAUUAUGAAAUCUAUGACGAUCCCCGAACGGUGGGACACAGCGUCCAGUCCCCCCAGGACACCGUCCAGCGAUGCCGCGAAAUCUUCUUCCCAGAGAGAGCUAAUGAGUGCUGACUGUGAGAUCCCUGCAGCCCUUCUCCCCCACUCUCUUCCCCCGAGAGGAAAAGCACCUUCAUUUGAGGAAACUGCUCAGGGUAGACUGAAAAAAACACUUUCCGGAGCUGGUCAGGAUUUAACGUGUGAACACGGGUGGGUGUGCAGAAGGGGGCUCGGCUGAUCAGCCCUUCAGCACUCCCUGUUUACGGCUGGCGUUUGUGGGACAGGACAGCUUUUGCCUCCAGAAAAACUCUUCUCUUUCCAGUUCAGGCCAUGGCGGGAGGCAGUAUGUGCUUUCUUGAUCUGAAAGCAUUUGAAAUGGCCAGUCGUGAUGGCGUGCGUGUCCCUCCCUUGCUCCCUCCCCUUUUCUCUUCUUUCUCGCUCUGUUUCUCUUAACAUUUCUGCACAAGGGAAUAUGCAUCUCACGUUUCUCUCCCCGUUGCCCUUCUCACAGGGAAGACAGGUCUGCUCAGGCCCCAGGCGCUCUCACUGGAGAAGCAAGAUGCCAAUAAGGCAGUUUGCCCCAAGCCCCUGCUAGGAAAGGGCAGCAGCGACCCGGGCUUGUCACAGUGCCGUCCAUCCUGACGGAGGGACACGGUGUCAGCAUUGCCCCGAGCCCACAAGGCCCCUUUGCAUCCCUCACCUCAGUUCCACGCCGGGAUGGUCCUUAGACGUGACCUGGGAAUGAUAUUUUUUUAAUGGCUGUGCUCCUGCUCUGGGCUUUGCUCAGAUGCCUAAAGAAACUAAUCUCAUUUACCUUACAUAAAAAAAAAAGAAAAGAAAAGAAAAGAAAAACUGGCUGCAGUAGGUUUCAUGUCCUGCAGAAGUCAAGUCUGACCUCAUCUGGCUUGCCUGGAGGACCCCAGGUGUCUGGUGAGUGUGGGGCACUUUAUGGGGCGGCUGGGAUCAGACACCGUACCAGCAGCCUUCUUGCCCAUGUGUUGAUUAGGCAUUGGAGUCACGGAUGUGUUAGUACACAACCUUACCCAAGGCAUUCACAGCGGAGACUAAAUCCCCUUCCUUUCCUAGUGCUCAGCUUUCCUGUUAUUUCCUCCUGUCAGAGACAUUUUCAGAGAUGGCUGGUAUAGGCCAAAACUGGUUCCUAGUGCCAAUGGAGAUAUAUGCUUUAACAAUAGCCUCCAAGCUUUUUCCACCCCGUCUCCCCCACGAGCUCACUCCACACGGCCACCUUUAGGGAGGAAAAUAAUUCAGUGCCACUGUUGUAUGUCCUCCUGCUCCUGAGUCUUUGUGCACAGCAAAGCUACAUCUCCCUUUGGGCCCUGACCUCUUCCCUCACGUGUCCCCUUUACUCCUGGCCAUUACGCUGGGCUGUGACUGCGCGUUGGUGACUCUAGUCGCAGCUCAGGGCUCAGCAGGAGGCUUGGGGAUCCUCAGGGUGGUGCCCUUACAGCUGCCUGUACCUGGUGGUUGUGCUCCCAGAGGGGAGGCCAGAGCUUCCUGCAAAACCUGCCCGGCUUGCUCCCUGGAAGCUUUUCUCACCCUGUCCCUGCCAAAGUGUCACUGUCCCUGCUGAGCUGUUACUGUGUCUCGGUUCUGUUUUUCCUCUCUUUUUUUUCCUCUUGUUCCUGCUUUCCUUGUGCUCUAAUUGCCUCUCCCUGGAGCCCAGUUGCUCUUUGCAUCUCAUCACUGGACUGCAGAGAGGUAUUUCUCAGCUGGCUACCGCCACUUAACUAAGGGACCAAGUUGCUCAGACAAGAUAACGACGGUGCUUUUAGAUCCAGGGCAGGGCUCCGACAUUGCCACUGGCAGGAGCCUGAGUGGACUUCGGUACUGCUGUCUGGCCACAGUCACUAGAGCGGGUGUGCUGCAUGGCCAGCAGCAUCAGGGUGCUUUUCUUCUCCGUUUGUACCUCUUAAUGCAUCAAAUCUGCAUGAGCGCAUUGGUCUGCUAGGCAUCCAGAAAUCCCCAACGGAUGCACAAGUUCCUCUUUCUACCCAGACGAAAUUUCUGAGUGGAAGAGGACUGUUGGAGAAGCCUGGAUGCAGGGUACCUUUUCCACAGGCCACUGUUUUUAGCCCACCAGGGCAACCUUCACGGAGGAGUCGUGUUUUGUGGUUCCUCCUCCUCUGUUUCACUGAGGAUCAGGUUACGUGUGGUUUUCUCUGUUUGUUUUUUUUCCUGUGAGUCUAUUCCGAGUCAGCAGGAUCUCUAGAGAGCUCCAUGGUGUUGAAGACCAGGCCCUGGCCCUGAAGGUGCGAGACACCACGGUGGCUCUGGGGGCCGAGAUGACCAGUGGAUUUGAAGAGAAGAACAGGCUCUGUCCAAGGCAGCUCCUGGCGGCAUUGCUUGGCCUGGGGAGGCUUGCAGGGAGGGCAGAGCAGAAACGCAGCUGCCUGUUGAGGCAGCAGCUGCUGUUUCCUCUGCUGAGGAGUUCACACAGGCGUUGGUGGCAUCAAGUUCAGGAGGCUUCCCCUUUCCUGGUGUCCUCUGAGCUUGUUGCACUGGGCCUGGGCUAGUGGAGGGCGCCUGCUGCCAGGAGCCCCUGUCCUUUCGGAGGAAGAGGAGGGCGGUGUCAGGCAGACCUGGGGGAGCCCCGGGGUCUGAAGGUACCGAAAUGCUGCUGCUGAGGUGGCUGGAUGCUGAAAUUGGUGCAAGGCAGGCGACUCGCCUGUCCGCUGGGAUGCGGAUGGGGUAGUGCAGGGGUGUGCGUGUGCCCCUGCUGAGGACGGGGGCGUGCGGAGGAGGCUGGCACCCGACAGCCGGGCAGUCGGCAAGACGGGCGGUUCCUGUCUGACUGAUACCAACUCUUAAAUAAGAAAUAUAUUUAAAU